Messenger RNA from Rotaria sp. Silwood2, 288 nucleotides. Lineage: Eukaryota; Metazoa; Rotifera; Eurotatoria; Philodinida; Philodinidae. The record is from the annotation of a GenBank genome assembly.
AUGAUUAUUGUCAAUAAUUCACUUUUGUCAAAAAAUACAACAAUACAAUCUGUUCAUUCGUAUCUAAAUUCAACAAACGAAAUUCAUGAUACAUCAUCGUCUAGUACGAUAAUUACGAUUAUUAUUCUAUCAUUUUUAAGUGUAUCUGGUUGGAUAUUUAUGUCAUAUGCACUUUUUGGUCGAUCUGAAGCUUAUCGUACAAAGCCUGAUGAUCAAUAUGGUGUAUCACAUCAUACAGACAAUCCAGAUAGAUCAUAUCCUAAUGUUUUUACAGUUGGUCUUGAUUAG